This is a messenger RNA of Ornithodoros turicata, 2313 nucleotides long. RefSeq lists its product as uncharacterized. NCBI's taxonomy places the organism in Eukaryota, Metazoa, Arthropoda, Arachnida, Ixodida, Argasidae. Bases 1 to 2313 code for a protein of 770 amino acids. Gene Ontology annotation, molecular function: zinc ion binding; nucleic acid binding. The record is from RefSeq and is a predicted model, not a curated record. The transcript has 2 exons.
AUGAGCUUGAUAUUCAAGCCUCUCGAUAUUUUGGCACCUCUACAAGUGAAGGUGGAGACCACGACUAUGCAGAAGCACCAGACGCUGGGCGACUCUCUGACUUUGUUGAGGAUGUCGUCGGGUAUAUUGCAGGAGGCGUGUGCCGCGGAGGUUCGUGUACUGAUGGGUUUCCUACGCAUUCAAGUGGAAGCAAGGGAAGAAGUCGCUCUUCACCGGCCUCGGCACACACCUCCGGUCCACGCGGAAGACGAUGCGCCAGCCCCCUUUCCUUCAGCCGCAGCGCUGCCAGCUGGUGUGCGCACAGACUCCACACGCCCUGAUGGAGCUCCACCAGCACCACCGUCCGAUCUCCCUUCGUGUGCCCUUUGCCGCGCGUGCGAUCACCGCACGGCGACUUGUCCAGCGCCACUAACACCCGAGGGAAAACGGCGAAGCCUCACGUCAGCGCGUCGCUGCUUCCGCUGUGCCAAGCGGAACCACUUGGCCCGUCAGUGUCGCUCUUCAGCUGGUCUCACGUGUACCAGAUGCCACGGACAACAUCUGACUGUGCUCUGCGACAUACAACCGAAACGCGAAGCGCGAGAGCGCACCGCCGGGAGCGUUGGAUCGGCUUCAUCAUCGCCAGCGCAGACACCUGAAAUCCAAGCCACCACCGCGUCAACCUCGUCUACUGUCACAUUUCUGCAGACCGCUGUGGUUCAGGUUGCCGGUCCUGGCGGAUCCGCGUCCGUACGUAUUCUUCUCGACAAGGGAAGCCAAAGAACAUUCAUCACCGAGGAACUCGCUCAGCGGCUUCGAUGCCCGGGAUUGGCAUCCGAAAACAUGUCGAUCUUUGCGUUUGGCUCCACGCAACCGUCCACGCAUCGCACAUACCAGAAGGUGUCUCUGCGUAUCGAUGGCUUACAUCAGUCGUUGGAAGUAGAGGCCAUCGCUAUCCCACAGAUCUGCAGGUCGCUCAGCCCACCUGUGGAUGCCCGGAUCUUGCAAAUGCUACAUGAUCGUGGUCUCUCUCCAGUCACAACGACUUGUCUAUCGCAGAACGUCGACGUGCUGGUAGGCGCGGACUACUACUGGCGAUUUGUGUCUGGCAGAAUAGAGCGCCGUCCCAACAAUAUCACAGCCGUCGAAACGGUAUUUGGGUGGAUCGUCCAAGGUGUUGCCCCACUGCGUUCCUCGCUACCAGACUAUCCCGCCACCACGUCACUUUUGUGCUGCACGAACGACGCGCCCGAGCAUGAGCUGACCAUCCUGUGGCGAGUAGAUGCAUUAGGUAUCGCGGAUACUGACGUAGCCGCUCCCUCCGGAGCGGCAGACCUCCAAAUGUUUCAAGAGAACAUCAAGUGGCAGACAGAUCGGUACGAGGUUCCCCUCAUGAUCCAGGCGCCUGGGCUACCACCAGAGGCACACAAUCGGAUAACCGCCGAGAUGAGACUCAACGCUCAACUCCGGCGGUUCCAGAUGGCACCCGACGUUCUCAAGCAGUACGACGCCACAAUGCGCGAAUACUUCGUCGAAGGGCAUGCCGAACCAGCCUCUGGCCCAGACACAACCAGGAACGUAUACUACCUGCCCCACCAUGCCGUUGUACGUAUGGAGGCUGUCACGACCAAGGUCCGCAUAGUCUUCGACGCAUCGUCCCAUGUUCCCGGCCAACCGUCUCUUAAUGAGGUUCUGUCGAAGGGUCCCAACUUAAACAGCAACCGCCUCCAUCUCCUCAUCACGUUUCGGUCUUCUCCCAUUGUCUUGACCGCCGACAUUCGGAAGGCGUAUCUUCAAAUUCAGAUGCGACCAGAGGACCGAGACGCCCUCCGCUUUCUGUGGAUCCAGGAGCUACCGUCAUCAUCCAACCCUUAUCCUGCGACCCAGGAGUGGAGGAUGACCAGAGGCCCGUUCGGAGCAUCGUCCAGCCCCUUCCUACUCGCGGCAACUCUGCACCAUCACUUCGACGCGGUCGCUUCGCGAUACCCAGCCACCGCAGCUCGCCUCCGCACCAGCUUCUAUGUUGACGACCUAGUAAUUGGCUGCGACGACGUGCAAGAUGCCGAGACGAUAUAUGCCGAGACCAGAGCUGUCCUGCGGGACGCAGGGAUGGAAAUCCGAAAAUGGGCAGCGAACUCCACCGCACUUCGACAGAAAUUUCUCGCAGACGAAACUGCCUACGAUAACGUCGGUUGUACAAACCCAGUGCUUCGUACCUUAGGUGUACCAUGGGACAGACAGGCGGACGUCAUCCUAGCACCAGUCACCGCGGUUCACGAAUUCGCGCAGAAAAAUGAGCCCACGAAGCGCACGGUGCUCAGGACCUUUUCUUGA